CAUGCCGAUGCAGCGGUAGUUUUUAUUUUCUGCUCCGGCUUUGUGUUGACGUCGUCGUUGCGUUGCGGUGCGAGGCCCCCGUUGCUUGUCUAAGCAGAGUGAACCCACGUUUCACGUAUCCUAUUUUUGUUGACUUGCGCGAGCUUCUGCGCGACUGUUCUUCGUGUUUUACUUCUACCACAUUUUGUUAUGGCUGGGUCAGCGUCAACACUCUGGAUGGGGGACUUGGAGCCUACCAUGGACGAGUACUUCGUGCAGCAGGCAUUCAGUAUGAUGGGCGAGAAUCCGGUUCACGUGAAAAUCAUCCGAGACCGGCUCACAGGGUUGCCUAGAGGCUAUGGAUUUCUGGACUUUGGUGAUGAAGAAGCCGCAGAGCGAGCGUUGCUGCGCUGCAAUGGGAAACCCAUUCCUAAUGCAAUGCAGCCGAAGACGUUCCGGCUAAACCACGCAAACAACAGCACAGGAGGUGGUGGUGGCGGAGGCGGAGGCUACCAACAACAACAAGGCUAUGCCAACGGCGGUGGCCGCCCCCAAUAUGGAUCAUCGUCAAACGAGUUGUCCAUGUUCGUGGGCGACCUCUCGGCCGACGUGGACGACACCCUGCUUUACCAGGCGUUCUCACAGCGUUACCCAUCAGUUAGAGCUGCCAAAGUCGUGUUGGAUCCAACUGGCCUGAGCAAGGGCUUUGGCUUUGUGCGUUUCUCGGAUGGGACUGAGUACCAGGAGGCAUUGGUCGACAUGCAGCACUCCCUCUUGGUGGGCUCCAAGCCCAUCCGAGUUGGUGUCGCCAACCCUCGCAGAGCCGCAGCUGGUCCCGGUGGCCAACGUGUUUUCUAUCGUAACCAGUCGUCGGACUACUAUUAGCUGCGACCUGUUCCACCAACUUUCUUGAGGUUGCAGACCCGCCGUGCAAAAGUGUUGGCUUUACUGCGUGUCUGGAUGUCUGUAACUUGCAGCGCGCUUUUAACAAAUGUUCUUUGGGUCAGCCUGUCACAUUUUAGCUGUACAUAUGUGCACUUAAAAAUGACAUAAACUUAAGAAAAAGCUAGAAUAAGUGUGAGCCUCGUUUUCAUUCUCGGCAGGGUGUGGCAUUUAGCAGGGAUUCUGAAGACAGUUACAGUUGCUUGUUCAUAGGGAAAUUGUGUGUGUUAAGUGCGAAGAAGUUUUUAAAAAUGUCGCCCUAUAUUUACUGGUGUGAAUCUUGUAUUUCGAAAAUGAAUUUUCCUCUUUCAAACUUUUUUUAUUUAAACAAUAAAAAUGGUAGGCAUGCUUGUAUUUAAACAUUAGAACAAAUGUGUUUCGAUAUAAAGUUACUACAAGUUGUGCAUAUUGCAGUUUCUCUCAUGAAUUUUCUUUUUUUCAUUGUUACAAUUUUUUUUUGUGUCUGAAUGUUUUGCAUGCAGUUUUAGUACUGUACCGAACAUGCUGCCUUGUAUGAGGACCAUAUUUAGAAGGCUUGUAUGUAAUAAAAAUCUGCUACUCAAUUUGUA
Messenger RNA from Rhipicephalus sanguineus (brown dog tick), 1490 nucleotides. Its product is annotated as tRNA selenocysteine 1-associated protein 1. The transcript has 7 exons. NCBI's taxonomy places the organism in Eukaryota, Metazoa, Arthropoda, Arachnida, Ixodida, Ixodidae. The coding region runs from base 190 to 864 and encodes 224 amino acids. Gene Ontology annotation, molecular function: RNA binding. The record is from RefSeq and is a predicted model, not a curated record.